AUGGGUGGAGAGGAAAUUGAUGGUGGAAAAGGGAUCCGACAAAUAUCUGCCUCAGUGGAACACCCUCAGGUAAACGGACAAGAUGAAGCUGCUAAUAAGCUGAUAUUGAAUGGGUUGAGGAAAAGAUUGGAUGAACAUAUGGACCCCUGGGCUGACGAGGUAUGGUCGGUGCUGUGGUCAUACCGAACUAUAGUACACUCCACUACCAACGAGACGCCUUUCAGGCUUACCUAUGGCGAAGAGGCCGUAAUUCCGGUAGAACUCAGGGAGCCAAGCCCAAGAAUGUUUUUGGGAACCUCAGCAACUCAUGAAAGCUUGGACCAAAUUGACGAAGUCAGGGGAAUGGCUAAUUUAGCAAAGCAAAGGGUGGCCAAUAGGUAUAAUACAAAGGCCCGACCUAGAAGUUUCCAAGCGGGGGAUCUAGUUCUACGACAAGCCAAUGCCAAGUACCAGGAACAUGAGUUAAGCUAA
Molecule: messenger RNA, 471 nt
Organism: Arachis ipaensis
Lineage: Eukaryota; Viridiplantae; Streptophyta; Magnoliopsida; Fabales; Fabaceae
Source: RefSeq, a predicted model, not a curated record